AACAGGGGAAUACCUAUUAAAUUUCACUGUCAAGUUCAACCCAUUUUCUGAGGAUGGUUAGCCUAUAGGGCUGUAGGGGAUCGUGUAAAGAGAACAAAAGAGAAGAACUGAACUACUACGUUACUUCACUUUGGUUGGCAGUGGUGGGCUGACGACCACUUAGCACGUGCGCUCCCACGCAGUUGCACUCUGAAAUUCCUUCUGUCAGCGCGCACCAUCCAAGGUCGCCUUCCCGCCUGUCGCUUUCUUGGUACUGAGACCUCAAAUUGAAUGGCUACGGAGAUGUCGCGAUCUCGUACUUUAGGAUCAGCUCUUGCGGUGCGCGCGGUAAAAUGCGUAAAUGACUUAACUGUAAAAUACAGAUGUUCCGUUUUUUUGGACGGUGAUGAUUCUGACUUUCCACUCUCUGAUUAGUGUUACAAGUCAUUCGGUGUGCUCCUGAAACGGGUGUUGGCAAUUGCUCCGCACAACUGGGACUGGAACAGCUGCAUCAGAACUUGGAGUGGCGCGUUCGAAGUUGCAUGCGCUGUUGAAUGACAGAAAACUAAACUACCAAGAGCAAUUCCUCAACUCUGCACAUUUGUUUGAUUUCAAAAGUGUUUGUUACAUAUUUAUUAUAUUAUUUAUUUAUUUUUUAAAGAAUACGAAUAUUAAUUUUAGACCAACGCGCUUAACGCUCUUGGAGCCUUGAUCGGGAGCUUGGAAUGGACUCCACAAAGAUGACUUUGGACCGGAGCCCUCUGCCUCCCAAGACAAACUCUCUCCAUUCCGUGGGUUUACCUGCCUGUUCACCCAAACGGCGCUUCAUAAAGCUGGGGAGAAAACCAAGUGAUGUCUCUUCACAGUCAGGCUCCUCUGGUUCCAGUACCAGGUCAGCUGACAGUGUGGGCGUGGUAGUCAUCAGACAGCCAUCCAGGAGUCGCAUCCGCCGUCAUACCAACCGCUUGUCUGCUGUGUUCCAGCGAGGCUCCGCCCAUAACGCCACCGCUAUGGCCUUACCCGGGUUACCUGGCAUACCUAGCCAUGCUUGGAAGGAGUCGAAUGACAGAAUUUCUCCCGGGGAUGCAUCAAUGACAGACGACCCUGCUGAACUGUCCAAUCAGAUAACGGCCCCAGGCAUUCUGAAGAUCUUUGGCAGUGAGAUCUGCCAGGGGGCCAACUACAAGAGCGUCCUGGCAACAACACACUCCAGUGCUAAGGAGCUGGUCAAAGAGGCACUGGAGAGGUACGGUCUGAACAAGGAAGAGGCGGAGUCAUAUGUUCUCUGCGACUCCAUUGGCUACGUGGGUGACCACCAGUGGAAGACGGAAUGCUUCCGGGUCGUCAGUGACAACGAGAAGCCCCUCCUCCUGCAGUCACUAUGGAAACCCAGGGAGGGUUUGGCGAGGCGGUUUGAGAUCCAGAGGAGAGCCAGUGUGGAGGAAAAGAGAUCAAGAGACAAGGACACGGUCACUGCUGGCAUCAACGCCCAGGCUCGUAAACUCCAGAAGAGCCGCUCUCGAGUCACCUCUGCCCUGAUCGAGAGGAGGAGUGUGUAUGUGACCUCUACCCAAGAGAGGGGUGUGUGUGGGGCUCGGAACCAAAAGGACAGGGGUGGGAGGGUAUGUGGGGGCCAGAACAAGUCUGAACGGGGGCCGGGUCUGUGGAGGAGCCAGAGUGAAGCAGACCUCUCAUCCCAGUCCACAGAAACACAACAGAAACACCAACAGAACCCCACUGAGCCCCUUAGUCAGAACCCCAAUGAGUUCCACACUCCCAGUCAAGACAAGAACCACAAUCAGUGUCACAGUCAGGACCAUGAACAGAAUGUGGAACGGAAUCACAAAUUGAACCCCGAUAAGAACCUCAAACAGAGAGGUGGAGAGAGCUACGUUGACGCCAAUGUUUCCCCUCUGGAGGACCCUGGAUCAGAGAUUUACACAGAGCCCCUCUGUCCUUCCCCUGAGAGGGAGAGAGAGAGGGAGGAGACAGAGAGCAGUGACGAUAACAUAACACUUUACUCCAUUCACCCUCCCCAAGACUGCCCCUACCUACUGCUGCUACAGGGCUACAGCAACAGACAGGACUUCGUCAUCUACCUGCUGAACGGUUCAAGCACUUUGAUUGGUCGAUAUAGUGGCGAAGACAAGGAAAGGUCAAAGGUUGACUUCCCGCUCUCUGCCCCCGACAUCCUGCCUCUUCACUGCUGCCUAUGUCGUCAUGACCAAAAUGAUAAAGGUUGUUCCACCGUCCGCCUCCGUCCCUUCCACAGUGCUAUGGUAACACGCAACGGGGAGACGUUGUCCAAAGAGGCAGAGCUUAGUCCAGGUGAUGUCAUCGGGAUGGGACGACACUACCUAUUCCUGUUCAAGGACCCCACUGCCUGGGUUGUUAUGCAGAAGGUGAAGGACCCCACUUCUUCUCCCAAUCCUACAGUUACUGCUGCUCCCGGGGUUCUGCCCCAGGCCACUACACUCGCUACUAGUGAACCAGCACUCUGCAACACCUGUAUCUCAGCUAGGAGGGAAUCUAGUGGGACCAGAGAAAUAAGGUCUAGAAGGGCCACAGCUUGCCUAAAAAACCCUGAGGGUCGCGACCUGAACCUACUCUACGCUGUGGAGCACGAGGAUGCCGUCGUCAAGGAAAUCGUUGCCAUGGGGAGUGUCCAUAGAGACAAGCCGCCGUUGACUGUAGCAUUCCUGCUGAGUGUGUGUGUGGAACAUUCCGCCACACACCUCCAAACCUCAGACCUCCGCAGACUACUGCUGCUCAUAGCCAGCCAGGUCCAGAAUGCCAUGUGGGAACACACCAAGGAGCUUGCUGCUAAUCAACCAGAAGUUCUCUGUAGUGACCCAGAGGAGCAGCAGCCUCUCAACCUGGCAGAACUGGUCUCAGGCCUGCGUACCCUGGUGGUCUGGAUGUCCAACGCCCUAGAGCUGCUGUAUUACAUCCAACAACAGAUGCCCCAAACACUGGCCUGGAGGUCACAUAGAGAACAAGGGGUGGAGGCAGAGGGAGAGGAACACGAUGACAAGGAGGAUGAAGAGAGGGAGGAGGAGAGUAUGGCCCUGUUGGAGAUGAGGCUGUCGUGUGUGAGGUCGGCCAGUGAAGAAACCAUGACGGUUCUGGAGGAAGUUAUCAUGUUGACCUUUCAGCAGUGUGUCUACUACCUCACCAAGACUCUGUACCCAAUUCUGCCUAGUUUGCUGGACAGUGACCCAUUCAGGGGGAGCAGUGGGCUGCUUCUCCCCAAGCAAAAUGAGCCGUUCCUGGAUAGUGGUGGUGUGCAGGUCCCUGGAGAGACAGACCAGGUCCUGGAGGUACUGACAGAGACCAGCAGACUGCUACAGGACUGUCAGCUCCACCAUGAGAUCUCCUCUCAGCUCCUGGCCUAUCUCUUCUACUUCGUCAAUGCUUCACUGUUCAACACACUCAUGGAGAGAGGUUCAGAGGAUGAAUUCUACCAGUGGUCCAGAGGGGUCCAUAUCAGCGCUAACCUAGACCUGCUACUGGACUGGGCCCAAGGGUCUGGACUGGGUGACUUGGUUGUGGAACAUCUCCACACACUCUCCUCUGCUGUCAACCUACUGGCCACUCCAAGGGAACAACUAAUGCAGUCCUCCUGGGAGUCCCUGCGGUGUGUGUUCCCCAGUCUGAGUCCAGCCCAGCUCCACCACCUGCUGAGAGGCUACAGCCCAGCCACACCCUGGCCCCCACACUGGGCCCCUUCUGAUGAGGAUCAACUAGCUACACAGAACACUGCUGAUAUCCUGGAGAGUUUUGACAGCCACCCUCCCCUGGUGCUGCCCAGCUCUGGUUUCAGCCUGGGGCUCGGGGGAGAGGUGACAGACUCAGGCCUGGCUGGACAGCUCAGGAGGCUGCAGGAGUUUAUCAGCAACCUGUCUGUCAAAGAGUCACCAGGGAACUUCAGUCAUACGCACACGCAACAGGAUUAUGCUGUUCCCACGGAAGCCAAGCUGACAAAAAUGGCAACUCUCCCAAAGGCCUCCCUGGAGUCUCUCGAAUCCCCCUCCGUAGAGAAGGUCCUACCUCUGGCCUCUCUCCCCAGCCCCUCUCUCCCAUCAUCCCCCUCUCAAUUAUCUUCGCCCUCUCCCCUUCACCUUCCUCCCUUUCCCCCACAGCAAAGCCCUUCUCCCCCAAGUGAUUUGAACUCUUGUGGGGCCCUACUGACCCAGAAGCUGAAGAGUCUGGAGCUCCAGUUCAGAGAGACAGACCUAAGCCCCCUCACCCAGAGGAGGUCUGCCCUGGACCCCUCCUGCCUCCUCACCCCUCCUAACACCCCCCACAGCCUGGAGCUGGUUGAACCAGAGACUGAGCAUCAGGAGGAUGCAGAGGUGUUUACUCUAGAGCUACAGAGAGGAGACAGAGGACUGGGAUUGGCUCUGGUGGAUGCAAGGGACCAAUGGAAGGCAAACAACAAUAUGAGCGAGUAACCAUCCCAUCUGUCAUGCAGGGUUGAGUGGCCAAGCCUACGUGCCCUUACGACCAAGAGAAAGAAGUGAUUUUAUCAUCAACGUCCUCUUUGGUCAUGACUGUCUUGUUUGGUCAUGGCUGUCUUGUUUGGUCAUGACUGUCUUGUUUGAUCAUAACUGUCUUGUUUGAUCAUAACUGUCUUGUUUGGUCAUGACUGUCGUGUUUGGUCAUGGCUGUCUUGUUUGAUCAUGACUGUCUUGUUUGAUCAUAACUGUCUUGUUUGUUCCAGACUGUCUUGUGUGCAACCCUAGUCACAGUUUGUGUUUUCCUACAGUAAGUGUUUGCUCAAAAACUGACAUGUUACCAACUGCACACAUGCGGAAUGUAAGCAUGUUUUCACACAGGCAAUUUGCUAUGGUGGCCAAGGGUUUCACAAUGUUUCAAAUCCAGUAGGUUACUGUGAAAUUGUUUGAGGCAUUAAAAUGUUUCAUUUGUUAUUUGCUGCCAGCUUAUCUGGCCACAGUUUGUCAUCCAUUGUUCCUAUGCUAGGUAACUUUAGCAUAGUACGUUUUACUAUAAGUAAAAUAAGCCCUCAUGCAGUUUGUUAGUACAGACUGCAAAUCUUACCCUUAUUCCGGCUGUUGUUUUUAUUUUAUUUUAUUGCAGGUCCACUCUAUCUGAAACGUGUACAUUGACUGGGCAAGUCAAGGAAAGUUAAGUUGGUGUAUGGCUGGAUUUAGAAUUCAAAGGGAAUGCUAUACGUAAUCAUCAAAAAAUGAAACAUUUCUAAUUAAUAGUCUGUAUGUGCGAUAGACCCUAGAUGCUAUGUAUUAGUACAUUUAAUGCUGACUUGAGUUUAACAUUUUAAACAGAGUGCAUCCUGUGAGAAUCCAGUGCUCUGCAUAUUUAGCCCAGAAAUGUGUAUGUUAAAUACAAGGUGUCAUUUCACCUCUAGACUGCUGAUGUCUUUAAUUGCCAAAUAAAUCUCCAAUAGUAAUGAAAAUUCUACAAGUCUACAUUGGAUCGGGGCCAGACUACAGAAAAGGGCCAUUAUCUUUAUGCAAUAAUAUUCAACAAACUGGACAAGUUAUGCAAGUUUUGGCUGCUACGUAAAGGGAAAGGGGGAUACUAGUCAGUUGUAUAACUGAAUGCAUUCACCUGAAAUGUGUCUUCCACAUUUAACCCAACCCCUCUGAAUCAGAGAGGUGCGGAGGGCUGCCUUAAUUGACAUCCACAUCUUCGAGAACAGUGUACAAGUACAUGUAAAGUUUACUCAAGUUUAAAAUGUUAAAGCAUCAUAUGUGGGAAUUCAGUGCACUGCAUAUUAAGCCUCAGAAGUACUUAUGUUAAAUACAAGAUAUCAUUACACUUGUCUACUGAUGAUCUGAGCCAAUGUAGACUUGUAGAAUGUGUCGAAAUCAAUUUGGCAAGGAAAGAAACAAAUCCAUACUAAAGGGCCACUACUUUGAUGCAAUAACACUUUCAACAAACUGGGCAGAUGUUCCGUAAAUAUCAGCUGCUAUGUAUAAGCACAUUGACUUGACUCAUUUAAAAUGUUAAACAACAAAGCAUGAGAGAAUUCAGUAUACUGCAUAUUCAGCCUCAGAAUUUCAUAUGUUACGUACAAGAUAUUACACUUGUCUACUGGUGACUUGCAUUUUCCAUGCCAAAUGAAUCUUAAAUAGUAAUGAGUUCUAAAAGUCUACAUUGGAUUGGGUCUAAUAAAACGUCUGAAUCUUUAAA
Molecule: messenger RNA, 6156 nt
Organism: Salvelinus fontinalis (brook trout)
Lineage: Eukaryota; Metazoa; Chordata; Actinopteri; Salmoniformes; Salmonidae
Product: ras-associating and dilute domain-containing protein-like
Exons: 17
Coding region: 705-4433 (1242 amino acids)
Biological process (GO): signal transduction; neural crest cell migration; substrate adhesion-dependent cell spreading
Cellular component (GO): microtubule
Molecular function (GO): GTPase binding
Source: RefSeq, a predicted model, not a curated record